This is a messenger RNA of Entrophospora sp. SA101, 1281 nucleotides long. The record is from the annotation of a GenBank genome assembly. NCBI's taxonomy places the organism in Eukaryota, Fungi, Glomeromycota, Glomeromycetes, Entrophosporales, Entrophosporaceae.
AUGAAAAUAAUUACACUCCUCCAUUCAAAAUAUAAAGCCGCUUAUUGGAGUGAGAAUAUUUUACUAAAAUUAUCUAAACCAAAAAACAUUCCUAAAGACACAGAAUUAAUUGUUAGAUGUUGGGAUAAUAGAGUUAAAGGAAGAGAUGGAAUCUUGACUGAAAUAAAAAUAAAUCUAAUUAAACUUGAUCCUCAUGAAAAUAAAGUAAAAUUGAUAUCAAAAGAUCACAAUUACGAAAUUAACUUUGAAGUUUAUUAUAUAUUAAAUGAAAAUCCAAAAGCUUCAUCAAAAAUAUUAAAUGAUCUAAAGCUUAAAAAAAAUGUGGCUGAUUUAAGCGGAAUUCCUGGCCGUGUAGAGAUAAAGUUUGACGAUGAAAUCCAUUCAACCAAAGAUCAUUAUAAAACAGUAAAACCAACUAAAUGGAAAUAUCCAAUUUCAUUUCUAAUAAAACAUAGCUCUAAUAUUUUAACAAUAACACAACGUCUAUCGUUGUUAAGUCAUACACAUCCGCAUAUUAGUUUAAAGCUCAAUUCAUACUCUAGCACUCUCGAGAAAAAAUUUUGUGAUGAUUUGUCACAAACAGGUUUCACAAAAAGUAAUAUUUCUAAAUCAAUAUCUUCAAGAAAAUCAGCAGCUUCUUCUUUUUCCUCAUCCUCUAAUGAUAAUAGUCUCACUAGCAAUUCAUCAAAAAUACAGCUAUUGUCAUCAUUUGAUAAUAGAUCAACAUCAAAACAAUCAUCAACACGAAUUCAACAAAAGAUUUCAAAUAUACAUAAUAUUUUUUCAUUUAACAAAUAUAAGAUUUAUACCGGCAAAAAUAUUAGAAAUGAUGAUAUUGUCAUAAUUAAAGUAUUUUCAAAUAGACUUCUUUGGGAAAAUGAAAUUGGAAUAAUUAAAAAAUUAAACAAUCUUAGCAUUGACAAAUUUAACACUUUAAAAUUUACCAGAGAAUUAUUCUUGAAUAUUUGUAAAGGCGUUCAAUUCUUGCAUAAAAAUGGAAUUGUUGUAGGAUUUAGUGCACCUGAAUUAGUAUUAAAUUUAAAUUCUGAUUCAAUAUCACACUAUGCUAUUGAUAUUUAUUCAUUAGGUUGUCUACUCUAUUAUCUUGUUACAAAAAAGUUAUUUUACACAACAACAACAAAUAAUCUUUUACUUGUUAAGUUGGACAAGAUUAAGGAAAAAAUUUCCAGAGAAAUAAAUGAUGAUAUUAUAAAUGUUCUAAUUAUUAGAAUGCUUAAUUUUAUGUUUAUAAAAUAUACAUUGUAUAUAAAUAAAUUAUGA